Drosophila busckii is the source of this 2009-nucleotide messenger RNA. Its product is annotated as phospholipase A1 2. The coding region runs from base 95 to 1405 and encodes 436 amino acids. The record is from RefSeq and is a predicted model, not a curated record. NCBI's taxonomy places the organism in Eukaryota, Metazoa, Arthropoda, Insecta, Diptera, Drosophilidae. The transcript is spliced from 4 exons. Gene Ontology annotation, molecular function: lipase activity. Gene Ontology annotation, biological process: lipid metabolic process.
ACAUGAAGAAAACACGGCCAGCCUCCGUUUGAUGUAGCGGAGUCUGCCGCAGAUUGAGAUUGGUGUUGGUCGGCGUGCUGCUCCUGUGUUCUAUAUGCUCACACAUCCAUUGUAUGGCGGAGUUGCGACGAUCAAAGGAGGUGACAAAGUUAAACGUUUCGUUGAGGCUAAUCUCGUUCAUGCUGGGGAAACCGUAUUUCAUAAUGCUGCCCAGCUUAUGCGAGCUGACAUCGCCGGAGUCCUCAUAAACUUCUGCAUUUUCAUUCACACGGAAGAUGUUCAGCUAAGCGCUGCGCCGCCUGCAGACAACAAUGAGAGCUUCGACGACAUUGGGCCUACGGAAUCGCCCAAUGCGCCGCAUUGUCACAAGCUGACCAAAUCGAAUAAAUAUAUGGACACUGGGUUUUGGAAAAAGUUCUUCAAGCACUGGAUUCCGUUCACAAGCAGCGCACGUGUUAAAAUGCAAUUCUAUUUGUUUAAACGGGACUUUCCGGACUGUGGUCGCGAAUUGUUUCCGGGGGACGAUGCGACGCUGGAGCGUUCCGGCUUUGAUGCACGUCAUCCCACAAGAAUUAUUAUACACGGCUGGAUGAGUCAGGGCAAGGGUUCAUUGAAUCGCGAUGUGAAGAGCGCAUAUUUGAGUCUAACCAAGCCCAAGGAGCAGCUGAAUCAGGACAGCAAUGAAGUCAACGUUGUGGAGCUGCCGCACUAUGAGGACUUUAAUAUAAUUGUGUGCGAUUGGAGCAAAAUAUCAUCGAAUGUUAACUACUUUGGCGUUGCUGACAUGGUCGAGCAUUUGGGCACGCUGCUGGCGGAGUUUGUGAAUCAUUUGCACAUGCGUGCGAAUUUGCAAUACGAUGAUGUUUAUCUCAUUGGACACUCGCUGGGCGCACAAAUUGCAGGCAGCGCCGGCAAGCAGAUACGUCCGUAUCGCUUUAAUACUAUAUACGCGUUGGAUCCAGCUGGUCCCAAGUUUCGCGAGCAGAGCGAUGAGUAUCGCAUUGAUGCCAGCGAUGCGCGCUACGUGGAGUCCAUACAAACCAGCACGGGCUUGGGCUUCGAACAGCCUGUGGGGCAUGCUACCUUCUAUCCCAACUUUGGACGCGAUCAGAAGAAGUGCUAUAUGUAUGGCUGCAGUCAUAAGCGCGCGCAUGAUUAUUUUGCUGAAACUAUCAAUAGCACCAGAGGCUUCUGGGGCAUACGCUGCGAACGCAUGUCCAAGCACAAUUGGAUACUGCUGGACAACGAUGGAGAGUUUCGCAUGGGCGGCGAGCCCUCGAAUCCCAAGAAUGGCACCUUCUAUGUUAAGACCUACGACAAGCCGCCGUAUGCAAUGGGACCACGCGAACGUCUAACCGAGCCGCCAGCUAUGGAGCCAGAGCGCACUACUGAGGUCUAUCACUAAAGCGCAUGGGAAUCUCAACGCCAACGCCAACGCACACAUAAACUGAAUUAAGGACUCGACAAAUUGCUCUUCAGGCAGCCAGGCGAACAACAGCAGCAAGCAGCGUCGUAACAUCUGAGCUGGACAUCUUGUAAUAAUGCCCCAUUAGCUUGUGUGGCGGACUUAAUUAGCCCACGCAGCUUAUAAAUUAUUUUACCUAAUAUAAGCAUAAAUUGUAAAUAUAUAAAAAACAGUCUAUGUCUUGCAUUGCCAAAAGUUCUCUGCGCUUUGCAUAAUCGAAUCGUCUUGAGAGCUGUUAUGCAUUUAUUUAGCACGACUUGACGCUUUGCUAAGCGUAUAAAUUUAUACAAUUGUUGUGUGCUUGCCAAAGGUAAAUCAUUUUGCAUAAAUUUCUCCACACACACAUGCCAAAUUGUUGGCAACUUAGAUUCAAGUUUAUGCAGAUGGCUUGUGGUUAACACAAAGCCUUUCAAAAUGUCACAAGUAAUAAGCUUAAGAAAAAUGUCGCAUUAUUUUAAAUUAGACUUGCUUUCGAACAAUUUAUUUAGGCAAUGAUCCCAGAUCAAUAAAUGCAAAGAACUAAAUUCAUUUCGAAUGCACAAAU